Messenger RNA from Melampsora larici-populina 98AG31, 312 nucleotides. RefSeq lists its product as uncharacterized. The transcript has 4 exons. NCBI's taxonomy places the organism in Eukaryota, Fungi, Basidiomycota, Pucciniomycetes, Pucciniales, Melampsoraceae. The record is from RefSeq and is a predicted model, not a curated record. Bases 1 to 312 code for a protein of 103 amino acids.
AUGAAGUUCUUACCUCUGUACGUAUUGCCACCGGGGUUGCUGUUGGUCGACAUCGCUGCUGGGCCGGUCGGUAUUGACGGGGCGUAUGUCGUCUGGGUGACUGGUGUUUGCUGUGUUGCCGCUGCGUCAUCCCACGUCAAUUUCCUGCCUUCCCAGCUCACCCCGUCGACUGGGUCUAUCAUCGCCUUCACUGCCCCAAAGGCGUACGGGUUAUCAGUAACAGAUCCUUCUGUCUAUGCCAUUGCGCUACUGUCGUGCGCCAUUCGCUGGGGAUCGGAGAGUUGUUGUAAGUGUAUGGACAGGGGAAUAUAG